This is a messenger RNA of Orbilia oligospora ATCC 24927, 2013 nucleotides long. RefSeq lists its product as uncharacterized. The record is from RefSeq and is a predicted model, not a curated record. The coding region runs from base 1 to 2013 and encodes 670 amino acids. The transcript has a single exon. NCBI's taxonomy places the organism in Eukaryota, Fungi, Ascomycota, Orbiliomycetes, Orbiliales, Orbiliaceae.
AUGUAUCGCCGGAAAAUCUUUUCAACAAUAGUGAGCGCAGGACUGCUCCUAAUACCUUCUGUAUAUGGUCAAUUUCCUGGGAAGAAUACAAAUGGUGAGGGUUCUGGAAGUGGAAUAAAUCUCGAAGAGGCAACAGGAACCCGAGAAUCUUCACCAGCUCAAACCACAAUAGCAACUUCAACGUCGGACAAUUGCAAUCGCCCUGUUCAGCUUAUUGGGUUAUCAAACGAUGGGCCAUAUAUCCCCGUCUUUAUCGACGGCACAGGCCCCUACAAUCUUGCUGUUUCUUUCGAAGAAGAAGGGACCUAUAUCUUUUCCCAAAAAUUCUGCAGAGAAGCUCUUGGAAUAAAUGGCGAGUCCUGCUUUUACACGGCCUCCCAAAGCGAGUUAGGAGCCGAUGAUGAAGAGCAUACUGUCAAUACUGGAGAGGGCGGGUUUGAGUUCGAGUAUAUUACUCAACCUACAGAAGCGAAGAUAGGCCAAGAAAACAAUAGCGUCGUCUUUGAAAGAUACCCCAUCAGGGUCGUCGAUGAUGUGGAUUCCAGGAGCUUGCCGCGGCUGCGCGCUCGAUUCGGGUCAAGAGGGGUAUAUGGAAUUAUCGGAUUAAAGAAUAGCGGAGAUUUCAUCCGACGACUAUCUUCAGCUUGUGGACAGUCUGGCUGGGGGAUUCACCUGCAACCUGGAUCGUUCUUUUCGUUUGGGGGGAUCGAUUCUCAAGCAAGUGCGAUCGGGACAAAUAAUACUGACGUUGUGGUCGACCUAGUGGGUGGAUAUAUUGGUGAGAUUCAACCAAUUACCACUGGUUUCUCAAGUUCUCCCAACAGCGGUUUUACCAGAGACAUCCGGGUUGAUCCAAUGGCCCCCUACAACGUUGUCCCGAGUGACAUUGGAAACGCUGUCGAAGGCGGGCUUGCGGCUGGCUCUAGUGUCGAUAUCACAUUGGCUGGUGUUACUUUCAACAUACCGUGGACAGGUCUCGUUCAUGCUGGCGCGAUAAUUACAAGGCGAGAAGCUACGAUGAUACUCGGAGCUCCAUUUCUUCAAUAUAUAUACGCUGCUACCCUCCCAGGCGGACGACAAAAUAUAGUUAUUGCUAGAGAUAGCGGCGCGAGUACCGCAGAAUUCAAACCUUUCUCCGAAAUUUUAACGACUCUGCCUACCAAAACUCAACCGGGGAACUCACAAUCCAGCAGCCCUAAUAGUCCGGACAGAAAGGUCGAAAACUCCGGUGAUGAUAACUUUGAUGAACCAAUGGCAUCGGAUCCUAUGAUGGUGAAAUCAAGCAACAACAUUGGGGCCAUUGUGGGAGGGGUAGUAGGCGGCGUCGUUGGUCUUCUCAUAAUUCUUGUCGCAGCUUGCUGUUUUUACCGUCGCCGCAAGCUUAUGAAGGGUAAUAGCCCACGAGGCGUUGAAAAGGAAUACGAAGCCGACUUUGAUGCAGAAAUAGGUCAUCACGAUGGAUUCCUCCCGCAGUUCAAAGAAUCGGGAUAUGCCACUCUUCCAACCCCACCCCCACCACCAGGACAAGAAGCAAGGCCUCAAAUCCCAUCCUUGAUAUUGGGGUCGCCUAUAAAUGCUCAAUACGACAGCCAGACGGAAUAUACCCCAAGUCUUCACCCAUAUCACGACGAAUCACCUUCUAGAUCACUGAACGUCACACCUCUCCCGCCACCAUCUCAAACCCCCAUAUUAACAAUCCCUCCAGUCCCUGAACGACGACUUUCAAUAACCCCAUCUCUCUCAAUUGAGCCACCUUCCCCUCUUUCUCGGAAUGUAAGCGCGGCUUCGCGUCAAAACUUCCCGAGUAUAUCACAGUUACAGCGCAACCGAUCAAAUGUUCGUGCUGUACCCGAAGAAGAUGACUACGAUGUUGUCAGCAUGGCUUCCGGGCCAAUAUAUAACCCGAUCCUAGCAUCACAGGAAGCUUCGUCGUCAGCUCCACGACUACCAUUUACACACCGACCAGAGAGUGGUGGAGCCAUGGGGAUGACAGAUAGAGGCGCAGGACUAUAA